AUGACUUUUUGUGAACCAGACAAUCCUUUCUAUCUUUGGAAUACAUACAAAGCAUUUAUGAUUGAGGACUUUAUUCAACGCUCAGUGCCGCUUAGAAUAGCUGAACAAGCUGCUCUUUGUCAAGUUGAAAAGAUUAUUAAUCAGUCCAAUAGAAAGAGACCACUGUUCAAUGUCAAUCAAUUAAAUGUAUGUAAUACUAUUUUUGCUGCAUUGAAUGAACAACCAAGUAUAGAAAAUCAGCAUUCACGAUUGUUUUUCAUUGAUGGACCGGCUGGAAGUGGAAAAACGUUUACAUAUAAUUAUUUGAUUGCUGAAACCAGCAGUAGAGGUAUUAAAUCUGCUAAAGCUGCAUGGACUAGCAUAGCAGCAACUCUUAUUACAAAUGGAUCUACAUUGCAUGGCUUAUUUAAACUUCCUGUUCCAAUAUUAGAUAACAACACAUGUAAUGUAACUCCAAACUCUAUACAUGGACACUUUUUAAGUCAGGUUAUUUUGUUUUUGCUUGAUGAAUCAUCCAUGAUACCCAAAUUUGCAUUGAAUACAAUUGAUAGGUUAUUAAAAGAUGUUUGCAACAUUAACUUUCUAUUUGGAGGAAAAGUUAUUCUUUUUGGAGGCGACUUUAGACAAAUACUGCCUGUUGUGAAAAGAGGACAACCAGCUGAAGUUGUAGAAGCAUGUAUAAAAUGUUCUUUACAUUGGCAAUGGGUGCAGAAGUUUAAGUUAACUGAAAAUAUGAAAGUACAGGAUGGUGAAAAGGAAAUUUCAAUUUGGCUGGAAAAUGACUCCAUUGUUGAAAAGAUAUUUGGGGAUGCUGAACAAAACAAUUAUGCUAAACGUGUCAUUUUGACACCAACUAAUGUGGAUUCACUAUCAAUCAGUGAAGAAGUGCUUCAACGUCUACCGGGUGAGGUCAAAACUUAUUUAAGUGCUAAUCAAGUUGAGACAGACAAACUUAAUGAAAGAAAUAACUUUCCUGUUGAGUUUUUAAAUAGCUUAAUUCCCUCAGGUAUGCCUUCUCAUACUUUCAAGUUUAAAAUUUGUUGUAUAAUUAUGUUAUUUAGAAAUUUAGAUCUUAAAGCUGGGAUAUAUAAUGGCACUAGAAUGAAAGUUUGUGCUCUUCAAAAUAAUUAUAUUGAUGCCGAGGUUUUGACAGGUGUUUCUGCUGGUAAACGGGUAUUUGUAUCUCGAAUUCACUUGGCUCCGUCAGAUUCUAGUUUACCUUUUGUUCUAAAACGUCGCCAGUUUCUUGUCAGAUUGGCAUAUUCAAUGACAAUUAAUAAAAGUCAAGGUCAAACAUUUGAUAGAGUUGGUGUAUAUCUAAAGAAACCGUGUUUGACUCAUGGUCAACUUUAUGUUGCAUGUUCAAGAACUAGAGCAUUUUCAUAG
Hydra vulgaris (swiftwater hydra) is the source of this 1386-nucleotide messenger RNA. The record is from RefSeq and is a predicted model, not a curated record. NCBI's taxonomy places the organism in Eukaryota, Metazoa, Cnidaria, Hydrozoa, Anthoathecata, Hydridae.